GGAAAUUCCGUCGUCUGCUUCAUCGUCUACCGGAAGGCGACCAUGAGGUCCGCCAUUAAUCUACUUCUUGCCAACAUGGCCGCCAGCGACAUCCUGCUCAGCGUGUUAUGCAUGCCGUUUUCAUUGGUUACUUUGCUCAGGGGAGAGUGGUUGAUGAGUGAGACCUUGUGUAAAAUUGUCGCUUUCCUUCAUGUGUACCUCGUGUGUACUGGAAUGUGUAUUUUGUUAGCUAUAAGUCUGGAUCGAUACUUCAUUAUAGUGCGCAGAAGAGACAAACUGAACCCAACACGAGCUAAAGUGCUCAUUGUCUUUUCCUGGGUGUGUUCCUUAACUUUUGCCCUCCCUCCGGCCGUGGGAUGGGGCAACUACCAUUACUACCCUGCCCAUCCGCAAUGCAUCAUACAAGUCCACCGAAAUAUCGCCGACAAAGCGUAUGUCGCUUGCGCUAUGACGGUAAUCUUCUUCCUGCCGAUUUUCACCAUGGCUUACUCGUAUCUUUGCAUCUUGAAAACCGUGCGGAAAAACCAGACGCGAAUCCGGAACCACCCGAACAGAAUAAGUGUGACUCAAGCAAGUAAGCUUGGCCUACCAGGAGUUAGCCUUCCGGGAAAACCCAAUGUCGACAUGAGCUUUAAGACGAGAACUUUCAAAACUAUUCUUAUUCUCUAUAUUGUGUUUCUGUGUUGCUGGACUCCAUAUUCAAUCGCUACUUUGGCGCUUAACUUUUCACUAAGGAUUAAUCCGUACACGACCUCUAUAGUUUUGUGGCUAGGUUAUCUUAACAGCGCUCUUAAUCCCCUCAUAUACGCCUGGCGUAUUAAGAAAUUCCGAGAGGCCUGCAUCAGCAUUUUGCCCAAAUCGUCCAAGCUCUUCCCGAGAGGUUGCGGAUUCUGCAUCAAUCGUCGUGUGAACCCCAGCACAAUGUACGAGUACUCCACUCAUUCGCAAGGUAUAAAUGUAGAACAGUCGGCCGUCUGAUCAUUGGAUAUGCAGGCUGUUGAAAUUAUGGGAUGCAGUUCCUCGAAUGAAAAACUUUGCUGCCCAGUUUAAAUAUGCCGCAAAAUGAUUCGACUGACACUUGAACACGAGUUUAUGUGGUAACAUGCAAAUCUUGCUGUAAACUUUGAUUUCGCCUUGCAUCAAUUUCAUGCCAAAAUUAUACAGCCGUUUUUCCUGUUGGUUCAUAUGAUAUAUCAGACCCAUGCACCAGAAGAAAGCUUGGGCAAGCCAACAGACUCAGGCGCCUGUAAGAUGUUCAGCAACACGACAUGAUUCCUUCUACACCAGUGACGUCCAAUAAAUGGCAGUUAACAUCACUGAAUUAUUCUCUACUUAAUUCUGCUUAAGACAUGGUGUCAAGCGGGGUGUGUUUUGCUACUUGUACUUUUUUAAGCACUUACAUGAACAGUUGGAGUAAUUUCCUAAACGAGGUAAUUCGACAAGAGGCUGUAUUUCACCAGUUACGUGUGAAGAUUUGGAAAGUAUCACAAUGUCGUCGCUUCUCUGGCUCUACCCUCUAUGCUGUAUUAUUUUAUAUUUCUCUGAUAUCUGUUCUAUGACUUUGCGCAAACCUGUCCUUUACUAUGACGUGGAAUGUUUAGAAAUAAGCUAGGUAAAUAAGUUACAUCACAGUUCAAACAAAGGAUGCAGACGACCAUAUAUGUCCCAGAUGUCUGUUUCAUGAUCUUGGAUUUACAUAUUCAUUUGAUUGUUAUUUAACGCCUUAGUUAAAAAUGUUUUCAUUUAUACGACGUCGGCAGAGACAAAUCACUUCGGCUUCUCAGAUUAGACAAGUUGAUCUAUUAUGUCACUUGACUUUGUCAAAGGGGCUAUCCCAAACCAACUGUUUACAAAUCCUCGAGUUCAUAUAUGAAUAAUUAAGUGUGAAAAGGGCAAAUAUGUACUUUCUGGCUGUGAAUUCCGCAUGAUUUGGUCUCUCUACAUCAGCUUCUCCGACAUUUUCUUGAUCUGCAUAAUUGCGCCCUUGUCCACAACAUAUGUACAUGUCUAUGUAAUAUUUAUCCAAAUGAUUUGUUAACUUUUA
Molecule: messenger RNA, 2044 nt
Organism: Liolophura sinensis
Lineage: Eukaryota; Metazoa; Mollusca; Polyplacophora; Chitonida; Chitonidae
Product: high-affinity lysophosphatidic acid receptor-like
Exons: 1
Coding region: 43-978 (311 amino acids)
Biological process (GO): G protein-coupled receptor signaling pathway
Cellular component (GO): membrane
Molecular function (GO): G protein-coupled receptor activity
Source: RefSeq, a predicted model, not a curated record